UGUUUGUAAACAAAACAGUUCUCUCCCCUGUCAGCUCCUGCACACUGCUUUGUAUGGCUGCAGCCAUGCAAAGCAGUGUGCUUACAGUGAAGCACUAACACAGAACAUGAUGUAAAACACCACACAGCACACAGUUAACCCUUUGAUCGCCCCACAUGUUAACCCCUUCCUACCCAGUACCAUUAGUACAGUGUCAGUGCUUUUUAUUAGCACAGAUCACUGUAUUGGUGUCACCGGGGAUGUCAGUGACACCAAGUCAGUUCCCUCCAGUGUCAGAAUGCCCCCCACAGUCCUGCUAU
Staurois parvus is the source of this 299-nucleotide messenger RNA. NCBI's taxonomy places the organism in Eukaryota, Metazoa, Chordata, Amphibia, Anura, Ranidae. The record is from the annotation of a GenBank genome assembly.